AUGUGUUUAGAAACGGGAGAUGAAGGUGUCUUCAUAGCUCAACCUAGACUUGCAAGUGCGUUGAGGGUGAAUUCGAUAUUCUUCUUAGCUGCUGCUCCUCACCUUUAUCGUUCCCCAAUCGUAUACAAUAUCGAUUCCUUCUUUCUUGGUGCGAACAGCCCCGCUCCUAUCAAGACCGAGAAGAUCACGUUCAAGCAAUCCUGUUUCUCUGUCUCAUCAGUCACGGAUGAUGUGGAUAACAUCAAAGCUGGAAAUACGAAAUUACCAUUACUAAGACAUGUUAGACGACUUAACAUUAUUCCUAGAUUGGGAGUUUCAAUGGGUCCCAGAGACGACGAAUGGCCUAAUGCAGAAGUUGAUAAUCCAACAGAAACCAAAAAACGAAUGCAAGUAGCUGGAAACUUGAUAUAUGGAAAAAUUAAGGAGCAAGAUAGAUAUAUGGAUUCGGCAACACGUAUAUUAUCUUCUAUCCCAUUAGAUCUCAUCAUUACCCCUCAACUUGAUUCAUUGACGUUGGGAACAUGUAUAUUCGCAGAUAACAUCGGAUCUUAUCAUGUACCAAAAAAGAUUUGUGAAUAUAAUUUGGAUAGUAGAUCUGAAGUUAGAGCUAUGGAUAUAGAAGAUGGUAUAUUACCCAAACUGAUCAUUGUACAUAAUGAACCUCAUGAUAAGAAAGGGUUUCCAGUUUAUUGGGGUACGAGAAAUAGGAUCAUGGUCAGAAGUUUUGAAGAUGCUAAUCCCGAUGAUGAUCCAAGGGAGAAAAGUCUCUCAAGCCAAGGACACAUUGAGGAACCUGAGGAUGCAAUACUUCGAGGAAUCAUGUUUGGUGAAAUUAGUGUGCAAUCCACUUACCCAGCAUGGUUGACUCUGAAAACUCCAAUCAAAGCCAAAGUCGAUAAAGCCACGAUCGUUAUAUGGGUUAGCAAAGAUUCUGAGAGUGAUCCUGAAGAAGAAAGUCAUGCUGAAUCAGAUCAAGAAGACAGCUCAUCUGUCGCUUCUUGGUCGACCGUGGAAUGUCAACAUAAGAAAGAGCAAAGGCAGAAAAAAGCUUUAGAGAAAAUUGAGAGAAUUGUUAUGGAUGAAAUGACAAAAGGUUAUAAUACCCAAGGUUGGAGAGGAAGGAGAGCUCCCACAUUGAAGCUCUAUCUGGCGAAUGGAAAUACCGAAGUGCGAAGCUUGUGGUCGAGGAGAAGGAGAUCAAUGGGUUUGGAAUCCUAUUCCAGAGCAAGAUAA
This is a messenger RNA of Kwoniella shivajii, 1233 nucleotides long. RefSeq lists its product as uncharacterized. Bases 1 to 1233 code for a protein of 410 amino acids. Lineage: Eukaryota; Fungi; Basidiomycota; Tremellomycetes; Tremellales; Cryptococcaceae. The record is from RefSeq and is a predicted model, not a curated record. The transcript is spliced from 5 exons.